This is a messenger RNA of Orussus abietinus, 1802 nucleotides long. Its product is annotated as splicing factor 3A subunit 3. The transcript has 2 exons. The record is from RefSeq and is a predicted model, not a curated record. Bases 145 to 1647 code for a protein of 500 amino acids. NCBI's taxonomy places the organism in Eukaryota, Metazoa, Arthropoda, Insecta, Hymenoptera, Orussidae. Gene Ontology annotation, biological process: mRNA splicing, via spliceosome. Gene Ontology annotation, cellular component: spliceosomal complex; nucleus. Gene Ontology annotation, molecular function: RNA binding; zinc ion binding.
UAGCAUGCGAGUGUCAGCCCCCUGCCUUUUAUUUCCUCUGGAAAGUUGUUGACUAAUAUUUGCCAAUUUAAUGGUUAUCUAUUCUUGAACUCGCAGUUUAUAAAAGCAAAAGUGAUCCCGUAUAAGGUCCUGAUUUUUUAAAACAUGGAGACAAUAUUGGAACAACAACGCCGAUACCACGAAGAGCGAGAAAGACUGAUGGACGCAAUGGUGAAGGAAAUGCUCCAUAAGAAACCGGGUCAUAGAGAAAAUAUCAAUUCAGAACAUCGUUUGAAAAUGUUAUUAGAUCAGUACAUGGAUAGUACCAUGCACUCGCAAGAAUUAUACGAAGAUAAGGACGGCCAGCGAAAGGAGGAAGUGCAAGCAUUGUCGGGCCCAAAUGAAUUUUCAGAAUUUUAUUCUCGUCUAAAAUCAAUAAAAGAAUUCUAUCGUCGACAUCCAAAUGAAAUCAGCGUCCCGAUGUCGGUGGAAUUUGAGGAGUUGGCCAAAAUGAGAGAAAAUCCAACCGAAGAGUUAGCGAAUCUUGUCGAAUUUACGGACGAAGAAGGUUAUGGGAAAUACCUUGAUUUGCACGAAUGCUAUGAGAAAUACAUUAAUCUCAAAGGCAUCGAGAAGGUCGACUAUAUUACUUAUUUGUCGACGUUUGACCACUUGUUCGACAUUCCUAGGGAGAGGAAAAAUGCAGAGUAUCGUCGAUACGUGGAAUGCUUACUCGAAUACUUGACGGACUAUCUAAGCAGAGUCAGACCUUUGCACGACCUUAAUGCAGAGGCCGAUGAAGCAAUUAAGGAAUUUGAAACUCACUGGGAAAAUAAUACCUUCCCAGGAUGGCCGAAAGAGACCGGAAGUGCCAUGACCCACGUCGGAGCUCAUUUAGAAUUAUCUGCCUUUUCAUCUUGGGAAGAACUUGCUUCUCUUGGAUUGGAUAGAUUGAAGUCGGCAUUGAUGGCAUUAGGAUUGAAGUGUGGAGGCACUUUAGAAGAAAGGGCCCAACGAUUAUUCAGUACAAAAGGCGAAGCUUCUCUCGAUCCAAACCUGUUGGCCAAGAGUAAGCAUAGAAAACCAGGAAAAGGUAGAGAUGCCGAGAAACAGAAAGAUAUAGCAAGGUUGGAAGGACAGGUGUAUAGGUUAGCGGAAUUAGUAUCCGGUCAGCGUGUCGCUACAAGGGAGAAUGUACAACGAAAACAAGCCAGAACAGAAGGCGAACGUGGUGACUCGGAUGCAGAGGCCAGUGCUAGCGAAUCGGAGGAAGAAGACGACAACGAGGUUCCUUAUAAUCCUAAGAAUCUUCCGCUUGGGUGGGAUGGUAAACCCAUUCCAUAUUGGUUGUACAAAUUACACGGUCUCAACAUUAGCUACAACUGCGAGAUUUGUGGAAACUUUACGUACAAAGGACCCAAGGCUUUCCAAAGACACUUUGCAGAGUGGAGGCACGCACACGGUAUGCGGUGUCUAGGUAUUCCAAAUACUGCACAUUUUGCAAACGUUACGCAAAUAGAAGAUGCACUUGCUUUAUGGGAGAAACUGAAGGCUCAGAAACAAGCAGAACGUUGGCAACCGGAACAAGAGGAAGAGUUUGAAGAUUCCCUUGGAAAUGUUGUAAAUCGCAAGACAUACGAAGAUUUGAAACGUCAAGGUCUUUUGUAGUGUAUUAACUGUAACUCUGUUUUAAGGUGUAUAUAGUAUUCUUAACACGUUUCGUGCCGCGUGGGACGUAUCCGUCUCAAGGUUGGCUUACGACAAUGUACUUGUCAUUUGUUUCGGCACUGAAUGCGUUAAUAAUAAUCUCUGAAUUCACCCUA